GCUGCGUAACUUGAUCGUGGUCUUGCAGGCUCCUCUCCCUCAGGAUGACUGGGAGUGACGCAGGGCAGACGAAAAAAACUAGGUAUUGAAGGGAAACAGGACGGCGGAGAUGCUGGAGAGACUGUUGCUUUAUUUCACAGGUUGAAGCCCGAUGCACGACCUGCCCGCCCGCACAGAGGACAUGAAAGUCACCUGGAUGCAGGCUUUCCUCAGACACAGAGCUGGUUAAGAACCAUCACCUCAUCCUUUGGGCGGAUCAGUUUGGAUACAUUCCCAGGCAACGCUGAUCCUCGUUUUUGCACAUGGGAGAGCACCCUUCUCAUUCAUUUUUCUUACUGCACACCAAGUUGUAAGUCGUACUCAAUUGGAGAAUAUUUGGACCCUCCUCUCCGUCACUUCAGUAUAUCUUCAUCAUGAACUACCUGCGUCGACGACUGUCGGACAGCAAUUUCAUGUCCAACCUCCCCAAUGGCUACAUGACCGACCUCCAACGCACCGACCCACCGCAGCAAAGCCCCGCAGUGUCGCCGGGACCGGCGGAGAGGCGCCAGUCCACCAGUCAGCAGCAACCUGCAGGUGGGGGCUCCGGCUUCUUCUCCUCCAUAUCCAAUGCUGUCAAGCAGACUACAGCUGCUGCGGCUGCAACCUUAUCCGAGGCGGCGGAUCGGGCUGGUGUCUCCAGCAAUGCCAAGAUCCUCCUGGUUAUCGACGACCAGCAGACCGACUGGGUGAAGGUCUUCAGAGGAAGAAAAGUCCACGGUGAAUUUGACAUCAAGGUAGAACAGGCAGAAUUCUCUGAAAUCAACUUGGUGGCCAAUGCCACAGGCACCUACAAUGUUGACAUUGAUGCAAUCAGAAAUGGACAUAAGGUUACUAAAUCCUUUAAGCCAGACUUUGUGCUGAUUAGACAGCAUGCCUUCAGCAUGGACAAGAAUGGAGACCAUCGCAACAUAGUGAUUGGACUGCAGUAUGCUGGAGUGCCAAGUGUUAACUCUUUGCACUCUGUUUACAAUUUCUGUGACAAACCAUGGGUGUUUGCUCAGAUGUCAAGACUCCACAAGCAGCUGGGCCCUGAGGAAUUCCCACUGAUUGAGCAGGUUUACUAUCCGAACCACAAGGAAAUGAUUAGCUCCCCUCGAUUCCCUGUCGUUGUAAAGAUGGGCCAUGCUCACUCUGGAAUGGGGAAGGUAAAGGUGGACAAUCAGUAUGACUUUCAAGAUAUUGCUAGUGUUGUGGCACUGACCAAGACAUAUGCAACAUCUGAGCCUUUUAUCGAUGCAAAGUAUGAUGUCCGCAUUCAGAAGAUUGGCAACAAUUACAAGGCAUAUAUGAGGACAUCAAUUUCUGGGAAUUGGAAAACUAAUACUGGCUCGUCUAUGCUUGAACAGGUGGCCAUGUCAGACAAGUACAGGAUGUGGGUGGAUUCUUGUGCAGAUAUCUUUGGAGGGUUAGAUAUCUGUGCUGUGGAGGCUUUACAUGGUAAAGAUGGCAAGGAUUACAUUAUAGAGGUUGAUGACUGUUCAAUGCCACUGAUUGGGGACCAGCAGGAAGAGGACCGUGUUCAGAUUGCAGAACUGGUGGUUUCUAUGAUGAACCAGAAUGUUCCUCGCACGCCAAGCUCUUCCACAGUCCGUGCAACAGCAGGACAGUUGGCACAGAAAGCAGUUUCUCCUCAGCCCGUCUCACAGUCCAGAGUACCACAGGCACAACAGCGUCCCUCACCUCAGGGUGGUCCUCAGCAAAGCCCUCCAUCCCAACGCCCACAACCUCAAGGUCAGCCUCCUGCACAGGCCCAGUCACCUGCCGCAAGCCCUGGUACUGGUGACCCCAGUACCCAGGCUAAGGCUAGUCAAGGACCUGUGGCCCAACCUCGGCCUCCAGGUCAGGGUGCUCCUCAACGAAGCCAGGGAGGUUCCCCUCAAACUCAGAGGCAACAGUCUGUAUCACAGCAACAGAAACCCUCUGCAGGCGGCCCUGGCCAGAAACCUCCAGGUGGGCAACCACAGCAACAGAAACCUGCUCAACCCACUAGACAGCAGUCACAGGGGGGAUCACAGCAACAGAGGGCAUCUGGUCAGCAAGGCCGGCCUGGAGCACCCACCACCCAGCAGCCGCGACCUGCUGGUCAAGGCCAGGGUGGUCCAGGAGGACGACCCCCUCUGCAACAAAAGCCUCAGCCCCCACAGAAGCCCAGUCAGGACAGCCCGGCCUUGGGCGGCUCUCCACAGCUAAACAAGUCCCAGUCUCUUACCAAUACCUUCAACAUUCCAGAAACUCCAGCGCCACGAGCCAGCCUUAGCCAGGAUGAGGUGAAGGCUGAAACCAUACGUAAUCUACGCAAAUCUUUUGCCAGUCUCUUCUCAGACUGAGAUGGCACGAGACCAACCCUUAACCCCACCCUUUCUUCCCACCUCCUACUGAGAGAAACGAGGACAGGCAAACUGAAGGACAGAUCCCUUCUUCCCCCAACGAGUAAGGACCAACUGGAUCGCCAAUUUAUCUUAAAAGUCUGAAAGGAAAAUUGUCACGCACUGCCGAAACAAUUUAAAUGUAUUAGAACAAAAGGUAGAACAUGGGCAGGCACUGAUGUUUGAAACGUUUUCUUGCCUUGUUUCAAGUUUUAAAUGAGUCAUCAGCUAAAAUCACACAGACGCUUGUGUAUGCAUGCAACACACUUACACAUAAGAAAAGAAACACCACAAUACUGGUUCCUCUUGGUUGUUGGUGCUGUAAAGUUAUUGUGGAUUUUAUGUUCAAAUAAAAUAAAGGGACUGUACAAAUGGUAUUUCGAUAGGGAGAAUUGCCCUUUUUUGAAACAAAGAGCCUUUCCAGUGUUAUUCUAACAGUAAUCUAAUGAUGAAAAUACAGUUAUUCUCUAUUAUUGGGGAAAAUCUGAUAGAUAAACUUUUUUGUGAGAACCUCAAUAGUUUUACCCCAAAUCCCAAGAGCUUCCCAUGCUAAUCCGUAAAUACAAGACUCUGACUUUUGAAAAAGCUCAAAUAAGACCAUCCUCCUUUCUCCCUCCUGAAAGCAUCGUACAGUCCCUCUUUCAUUUCAGCUGCACAUAUAGGAUGUCCAGUUAGUGUAAUCAAAGGCUAGAUUUGUUUAAGGCGCUAACCGCUCACGAUUAAGUCUUAGCUGCAUGUCACCAGAGGGCAGCCAUUGCACUUUCUAACCUCUGACUUUAGCUCUUGUAACUGUGUUGUCACAUGUGGGUAAGUUAGUAAAGUAGCCUCGUACAGUUGGUGUUGUAAUUACAUUGUCAUUCUCAUGUUUCUUCCUCUUUUUUUUUCUUUUUGUUUUGUUGCCACACACAUAUGAAAAUUCUAUGUAAAAGCAUGCCUUACACAGACAAGAAGGUCAAAUCAAAUGGAGCUGUCUCAGGGAUGUCCAGUUGAUUGUGACCCUUGUGUGUGGCUGAGGGUCUUCCAUUACAGUCUUAACUCGAUUGUUUACAACUAACAAAGGACAAGCAUGCAUUUUCGUGAAGUACAAUGUUCUGUUAUUUGCACACAGAGUAUACACAAAAUUAUACUUGAAUACAAUGUCAUGGACUGAUGGAUGAAGUCUGCAUUUUCAGGUUUAUUCAUUUCCCACCUGACAAGGCAGCAACUCACUGUUUCCCUCUGAGUUGCUGCUGCGUCUGUGACAGGUGUGCUGUGGUGGGAAAUGGCACAGACAGGGUUGGUAACUGUUCAGGUACAGUUAGUAAAAUAUUAUAUUAUUUAAGGUUUCAUUUCAUAGUCCCAGUUUUUUCAAAGCAAAGUCACCAACUUUUGACUGCGUAGUAGCUAUUAAACUGAGCAGAUUUACAGUAAGUUUUACGUGAAAUCAGACUGAUUUUAGGGUUUAGCAGUAGUGCUGGGGGCUUUGCACUUAAUCACAACCCUUUGCUUCCAUAUAUUGUAUGUCUCUUACUUUUUAAUAUAUGUUAAACCAUUUCCCAAAGCAUACUCAGCCAAGGAAUAUUCAUUUAUAAAGCUUAUCUAUACAAUAAAAAAAGGAAAAAAAUGUAAGGGGUAUAGGAAAUUCAGCUGCAGAGUUUUCCUCUGCAGUAGUGCAAGCACUUACUGCCAUCCACCUUUUGCACUGACAAAGCUUUCUUUAAUCACUAUGGAAAUCCAUUCUCUUACUGAAAAAAAAAAACAUCUGUUUCUAGACACUAAAAUGUCUUCCAGAAGGCGCGCAUACAUUACAUUUGAAUGUUGAUGUAAUAUGGCAAUAUCCUGCUUUUCAGAGACGAUCCAAUAGCUAAAAGUAGAAAGGAGUCCCAAUUCCCCUGCAGAUUCUCUACCCUACCUGUGCUUAUUGGUCUGUUGUGUAGCCACAGUGACCCCUUGUGCUCAAUGGUGCAUAAACGUGUGAAUGUUGUUUUGUGAUUGAUCAAACCAAAUAGAUGUGUUGUGCAAAGCUCAGAGUGAUGCAGAUCAUCACCUCUCUUCCCCAGCUGCUAUUUGUGCUUGUUGAUAUUUGAUGUGUCUUUAAAUGGUUUAGUUUUAUUUUAGAAAAUUGUGGACUGUUGUUCUAAUUAUUUUGCAUCAGUUUUUUUCUCUAGGCACCACUAUCAGGUCCUCAUAAGUUUAUGCAGCAGUGAUUCAGGGCCUCAUUUUUAAAUUUUACAGUAACUCAGUGUCAGUGCAUAACUGUUCAACUUAUUACAGCACAGCCUGCUGUCAAGAGAAUCAGUGAGAGCAGUACUCGUUACACUGGGUGAGUAAUUUAUGAAAAUGAGCCGUCACAUUUAGCAUGAAUGGCUAACUUUGAAAAAUGUCAUUCUGUCACUCAAAGGCCUCUUGGCCGUGCUGAGACUACAUUUGCCAGACAGAAUGAGCUGGGACAGCAAUGCAGUUCUGUAGAUUUGUAUUUAUGUUUUUGAUAUUUACAGAUUUUUUUUUAAGGUCUGCAUUACUUAUGGUGGAUAUAUUUGACUGUGAAUGUACUUUUGUCUACAGCUAGUUUUAUCAUUUUCUAAUUGCACUGUAUAAUCAUUGUGGAAAAAGUGAAAUCAUUACAACGUUGUGAAUGAGUGAAAACUGAAUGUCUGUUCAUGCCUGCCAGAUUUAAAAACGUACACUAUAAAUGUAAGUGAAACAAUCUGAGGUUUUUGUUAAUCAAAAAUAAGAUAAUGCAUAAUGUAAAUGAUGGUGGAUUAUUGAAUUCAAUGUUAAAAGAUUAAAGAUCAAAUAAAUUGAUGUUAUAUGCAAUGUAGCUAAAUAAUGUGAAAAUUAAAAAAUAUGCACAUGUCUAAUAAAAUCUAUGACCAACAAUA
Molecule: messenger RNA, 5269 nt
Organism: Melanotaenia boesemani (Boeseman's rainbowfish)
Lineage: Eukaryota; Metazoa; Chordata; Actinopteri; Atheriniformes; Melanotaeniidae
Gene: syn1
Product: synapsin I
Exons: 14
Coding region: 414-2369 (651 amino acids)
Biological process (GO): neurotransmitter secretion
Cellular component (GO): synaptic vesicle membrane; synaptic vesicle
Molecular function (GO): ATP binding
Source: RefSeq, a predicted model, not a curated record